GGCGGAGGGCUAGGGCGCUCGCCCGGCCUCUGGGCCGCCCGCGCUCCCGCGCCCCCGCGCCCGGCCCCGGGCCCGCCCCCGCCGCCCGGCCCCGCUCCCGGGCGCCCGAUGACCUCCGAGGGCGGGCCGCCGCCACCCCCGCCGCGCCCGCCGCCGGCCCCGCUCCGCCGCGCCCGCAGCCCGGGCCCCGGCGCGCUGCAGGCCGCCCUGAUGAGCCCGCCGCCCGCCGCCGCCGCCGCCCUGGAGGCCGCCUCGUCGUCCUCGUCCUCGUCCUCGGCCGCCUCCUCGGCCGGCGCGGCCCCGAACGCCUGCAAGAGCGCGGGCGGCGGCGCGGGCGCGGGCGGCGGGGGCGCCAAGAAGGCGAGCGCGGGGCUGCGGCGGCCGGAGAAGCCGCCCUUCUCGUACAUCGCGCUCAUCGUCAUGGCCAUCCAGAGCUCGCCCGCCAAGCGCCUGACGCUCAGCGAGAUCUACCAGUUCCUGCAGGCGCGCUUCCCCUUCUUCCGCGGCGCCUACCAGGGCUGGAAGAACUCCGUGCGCCACAACCUCUCGCUCAACGAGUGCUUCAUCAAGCUCCCCAAGGGCCUCGGGCGGCCGGGCAAGGGCCACUACUGGACCAUCGACCCGGCCAGCGAGUUCAUGUUCGAGGAGGGCUCGUUCCGCCGCCGGCCGCGCGGCUUCAGGCGGAAGUGCCAGGCGCUCAAGCCCAUGUACCACCGCGUAGUGAGCGGCCUGGGCUUCGGGGCCUCGCUGCUGCCGCAGGGCUUCGACUUCCAGGCGCCCCCGUCGGCGCCGCUCGGCUGCCAUGGGCAGGGCGGCUACGGCGGCCUCGACAUGAUGCCGGCGGGCUACGACGCGGGCGCCGGCGCCCCGGGCCACGCGCAUCCGCACCACCGCCACCACCACGUUCCCCACAUGUCGCCCAACCCGGGCUCCACCUACAUGGCCAGCUGCCCGGUGCCCGCCGGGCCCGGGGCCGUCGGCGCGGCCGGAGGCGGCGGCGGCGGGGACUAUGGCCCGGACAGCAGCAGCAGCCCCGUGCCCUCGUCCCCGGCCGUGGCGAGCGCCAUCGAGUGCCACUCGCCCUACACCAGCCCCGCGGCGCACUGGAGCUCGCCCGGCGCCUCGCCUUACCUCAAGCAGCCGCCCGCCCUGACUCCGGGCAGCACCCCUGCGGCCCCCGCCGGCCUGCACAGCACCAUGUCUUCCUACUCGCUGGAGCAGAGCUACCUGCAUCAGAACGCCCGCGAGGACCUCCCAGUGGCGCUCCCUCGAUACCAGCACCACUCCACGCCCGUGUGCGACCGGAAGGACUUCGUCCUCAACUUCAACGGCAUCUCCUCCUUCCACCCCUCUGCCAGCGGCCCCUACUACCACCACCACCACCAGAGCGUCUGCCAGGACAUCAAGCCCUGUGUUAUGUGAACGCAGGGCGGGGGCCGGCCUAGGCCCCGCUGCCCCCCCGGCGACGACCGAGGUGGGUCCCAGUGUGGCCACGUCAGUCGCUUGGAGACCCCGGGUGAGCGUCACCCGCUGGUGUUUGUCCACUGUUGGUAGGAGGCACCCCCCGGCGAGGUGAUGCCCCAAACACACGCGGGCUCCCAGCGGCGGGAGACGGUGAAAACUUACCACGCAGAAAACACAGACGUGGAACUCUGGGAUCUUCACUGCCUUCAGUAAUCAGGGUCUGAAACAUGCAGACGGGCUGUGUGUGUGUCUUUGUCUAUGGAAAAUGUGUGUGCUCUUUUUUGAAAAAGGCAGUGCCCAGCACAAGAUUCCAAGAGAGCCUCAUCUUGUUGCCUGGCUCAGUGGGAGAGCUGUAUUUUGCCAAACACUACCUUUGGAUCCAGGUGCCAAAGAACAUUAUCAAGAAAGUAUUUAGCAUUGAUGUGUCUAGUUUAAGAAAUGUGGUCUCCAGUAUUGUGACAAUACAACGUUUUUACAAGGCUGUUUUCUACCACCAUAGUUUAAAGAUAUUUUUAUGAUCUUCGUGUAUACUCACACUUUGCUUGUAUUUUAAAAGGAGGAUAUAUUUGCACUUAUGUAUACUUUUACAGUUUGCCAAACUAUUUUGAUGUACAAUUUUUUCAAUAAAAUGUAUAUAACAAAUAGUUGCCGGGGGGGACCUCUCUCCUCCACGGGCAUCUGAUCGCCAGGACGAUGCAACUCUA
Messenger RNA from Capra hircus (goat), 2168 nucleotides. RefSeq names its product forkhead box F2 (gene FOXF2). Gene Ontology annotation, cellular component: nucleus. Lineage: Eukaryota; Metazoa; Chordata; Mammalia; Artiodactyla; Bovidae. The transcript has 2 exons. Bases 109 to 1422 code for a protein of 437 amino acids. The record is from RefSeq and is a predicted model, not a curated record. Gene Ontology annotation, molecular function: DNA-binding transcription factor activity, RNA polymerase II-specific; RNA polymerase II cis-regulatory region sequence-specific DNA binding. Gene Ontology annotation, biological process: regulation of transcription by RNA polymerase II; animal organ morphogenesis.